AUGGCCAUGCACGCGGCGAUCCUCUUCUUGGCGCUGGCGGCGCUCGGCGGCGGCGCCGACGGCUGCGUCCCGGGCGAGCGCGCCGCGCUGCUCGACGUGAAGCGUGGCUUCACCAGCGACCCGGACGGCGCGCUCUCCUCGUGGACGGGCCUGCGCCCGGACUGCUGCCGGUGGAGCGGCGUCGUCUGCGACAACGUCACGGGCCGCGUCGCGGAGCUCCGGCUCCGCAACGCGCUCGCCGACGGCGGGAGCACCGGGCUCAGCGGCGAGAUCAGCCCCGCGCUGCUCCGCCUCCCGCGCCUCAGCGGCGGCGGCGUGGCGCCGCCGCCGCCGCUCCCGCGGUUCCUCGGCUCGCUCUCGGCCCUCCGGUACCUCAACCUCUCCUCCACGGACGUCGCCGGCGAGGUCCCGCCGCAGCUCGGCAACCUGUCCCGGCUGGUCACCCUCGACCUCAGCUCCCUCUCCGGCCUCCACUCCGGCGACCUCUCCUGGCUCGCCGGCCUGUCCUCUCUGGAGUACCUCGACAUGGGGUCGGUGAACCUCAACGCGUCCGUCGGCUGGGUGCGCGCCGUCAGCAUGCUCCCGUCUCUGCGCGUCCUCUCCUUGCCUCUGUGCGGGCUCACGACGUCGCCGUCGUCGUCGUCGCCGGCGAACCUGACACGGCUCCAGAGGUUCGACUUCUCCUCCAACGCAAUCAACGCCUCGACCGUGGACGCCUGGUUCUGGAACGUGCCGACCCUCACGUACCUCGACCUCUCCGGCAACUCGCUGUCCAGCCCGUUACCCGACGCCAUCGGCAACAUGACCGGCCUCCAUGUGCUCAACCUCGACGGCAAUGGCAUGGUCGGCAUGAUCCCCGCGACGCUGCAGCGCCUCUGCAGCCUGCAGGUGCUGGACGUGACGGUGAACCAGAUCGGCGGCGACAUGGCGGAGUUCAUGGACAGGCUCCCCCGCUGCGCGCUGGGGGACGUCCGGGUGCUGCAGCUGUCGGCAGCCAACGUAUCCGGACGUCUGCCGGAGUGGAUCGGCGACAUGGCUCAGCUGACAGACCUUGACCUCUCCUUCAACAAUCUUGCAGGAGAGAUACCCCAAGGAAUUGGCAAGCUCUCAAAGCUCACCAGGCUCUUCCUGAACAAGAACAACCUGAAUGGCAGCUUGUUGGAAGCCCACUUUGUGAACCUGGUGAGCCUGGAGUGGAUCGACUUGUCGCAGAACUCGAUGUCGAUGGAGAUCAGGCCCAGCUGGAAGCCUCCUUGCAAAUUGGUGUAUGCUUACUUCCCUGAUGUCAGGAUGGGUCCACAGUUCCCAGCAUGGAUCAUGCACCAGCCAGACAUCAAGUACUUGGACAUCUCCCAUUCAGGUAUAGUGGACAGACUGCCACAGUGGUUCUGGAAGUCCUUUUCAGAUGCAGUUUACCUGAACAUCUCGGUGAACCAGAUCAAUGGAAGGUUGCCAUCCUCUCUGAGAUUUAUGAACUCUUCACUUACAAUAUAUCUCGGAGCGAAUAACCUCACUGGCUCUGUGCCACUGUUACCGGAGAAGCUGCUUGUAUUGGAUCUCUCAAGGAACUCUUUAUCUGGCUCAAUCCCAUCAGAGUUUGGAGCUCCUGAAUUGGUGGAGCUGGAUGUCUCCUCCAAUAGGAUCAAUUGA
Messenger RNA from Panicum virgatum (switchgrass), 1650 nucleotides. RefSeq names its product receptor-like protein EIX2. The transcript has 2 exons. Lineage: Eukaryota; Viridiplantae; Streptophyta; Magnoliopsida; Poales; Poaceae. The record is from RefSeq and is a predicted model, not a curated record. Bases 1 to 1650 code for a protein of 549 amino acids. Gene Ontology annotation, molecular function: protein binding.